This is a messenger RNA of Lolium perenne, 609 nucleotides long. RefSeq lists its product as uncharacterized. Lineage: Eukaryota; Viridiplantae; Streptophyta; Magnoliopsida; Poales; Poaceae. The record is from RefSeq and is a predicted model, not a curated record.
AUGCAGAGCCUCUUCAUCCGCGGGCUCAUCCACACGCAUUCCAGCACGGCCAAACACGUGUCCGGGUCCAACAACGACAUCAAUGUACUCCACCAGUCGCCAUUGUUCACUGAUAUGCUUUGGGGAGAAGCACCCAUAGUGAACUUUACGGUGAAUGGACACGAGUACAACUAUGGUUACUACCUUGCCGACGGCAUCUACCCCUCCUGGCCGGUGUUCAUGAAAGGUGUUACUCUUCCACAAAGUGAAAAGCAUCGACUGUUCACUGCUCCUCAAUCAGCUUGGCGCAAAGAUGUCGAGUGUGCCUUUGGAGUGCUGAAGGCUAGGUUCAACAUUCUAGCAGUUCUGGGACGCUCCUACUCGAAGCAUACUCUUGGGUUGAUCAUGCGUGCAUGUGUCAUUCUGCACAACAUGAUCAUCGACAAUGAACGUGGUACAAAUUUGGAGAACAUCUACGAGACAGUUGAUUCCAAUGUCGGCCCUGCGAUACACAACCAUGCACCACCAAGCCUAGCAGCCAGGAUUCAGAUGGACAACGAAAUGAGGGACUCACCGAUGUAUACACAGCUCCAGCAUGAUUUGAUUGAGCAUGUGUGGGCUAAUGCCUAG